UUUCUCUAACUGCCCAAACAAAACCCUAAACCCCAGGGGGAAAAAAAAUUCCAGUCCAGAGCUAAACUCGACGAUGGAGGCUGCACAGAACAGCGAGGAAAACACUUCCAAUCCCCAGCCUCAGCCUCUAUCGAAGAGCGCCCAAAAGAAGCUCUUGAAGCAGCAGAAAUUCGAGGCGAAGAAAGCAGAGAAGAAAGCAUGGAUGAAAGAGCAAAAACAGCGGGAUGCAGAGAGGAAGCGAAAAGAAUGGGAGGAGAAACUGGCUGGCCUAAGCGAAGACGAGAGGCUGAAACUGAUAGAUUCAAGGAAAGAAUUGAGGAGAGAGAGAAUGGAGAAAAGAUCGGAGGAAAGAGGGCAGAAAAUCGAGAGACUGACGAAAGCCAAAGAGAAUGGCCAAAACAUUGUCGUUGAUCUUGAGUUCUCUAAUCUCAUGACUCACUCUGAAAUCCACAGCCUCGUUCAACAGAUUAUGUAUUGCUAUGCAGUGAAUGGAAGAAGCAGUGUUCCUGCUCACCUCUGGUUGACUGGAUGUCAAGGGGAAAUGGAAACUCAGUUGCAAAGGCUACCUGGAUUUGAUAAAUGGAUUAUUGAGAAGGAAAAGCAAUCUUAUAUCCAAGCGUUUUCAGAUCAGAAAGAUAACUUGGUUUAUCUCACAGCAGAUUCGGAAACUGUGCUAGAUGAACUUGAUCCUAGCAAAGUUUAUAUUGUUGGCGGAUUGGUGGACAGAAAUCGGUGGAAAGGCAUAACCAUGAAGAAAGCAGAGGAGCAGGCAAUUCAUACAGCAAAACUCCCCAUUGGAACUUACAUGAAGAUGUCCAGUUCUCAGGUCCUUACUGUGAACCAAGUUAUAGAGAUACUCCUCAAGUUCUUGGAGACAAAAGAUUGGAAAGCUUCCUUCUUUCAAGUAAUUCCUCAGAGGAAAAGAUCUGAAGCUGAUUCAGAAACCUGUCAAGAAUUAGAUGGAGAAGAGUGCAAGGAGGAUAAUGAUGAAUCUGAGAGGAAAAAGAAGUGCAUUGAAGAACCUUCUCAUGACUAGAAGAGCUCGCAAAACUAAUGCUUAUGUUGACCCUUUCCAUCUUGCACUACAUGGAAUGUCUGUACAAGUGGGAAAAUCAUUACAAAAGAAUUGAUUGUUUUUUGAAGUUCCACUCUUUACCUCCUCCAUGUACCUAUGAUGCUUCAUGCAUUCCAAACUUGAAUUAAAACUACAGAAAAAUAGGCUUCCUUGCGGAUGCCCACUUUUG
This is a messenger RNA of Theobroma umbraticum, 1244 nucleotides long. Its product is annotated as tRNA (guanine(9)-N1)-methyltransferase-like protein. Gene Ontology annotation, molecular function: tRNA binding. Gene Ontology annotation, cellular component: nucleus. NCBI's taxonomy places the organism in Eukaryota, Viridiplantae, Streptophyta, Magnoliopsida, Malvales, Malvaceae. Gene Ontology annotation, biological process: tRNA N1-guanine methylation. The record is from RefSeq and is a predicted model, not a curated record.